AUGGAAGAUCCAUUGAAUGAACGCACCGAAAAAAAACGAACUCCGACGCAAUCGGUGGAGUCAUUAACUGAGAUAAAACAGGAACCUCUCGACGAGGGCAUCGCGGAACCCAAGGUAGAAUUUCUCCAACUGGUAAGCUCUUGGGAUUGCAUCGACCCAUUAAAGGAUGAAAUGGAAAUCGGCGAAACAGGCCUAACAGUUCAGGAUCCGUUUUACAUGAUACAAGAACAUGUUAUGAAAACUGAACCAAUGACAGAAGAGACUGAAGAAAUUGAGGACUAUGGCGAUUUCGUGCAUUCAAGCACAAAAUGCAAAAAAUCCAAUGAUGAAAUUAAAUCGGAAGGUGAUUUGGACGUAGUGAAAAGCCCACUUCAGCCUGAAUAUUCUAGCGAUGAAAUGCUUUACUGUUCUAACGUGGAAUCAUGGGCUUGGCAGGACAUGGGUGAACAAAACGUUAACAAAAACAUUCCACUAGUUUAUUCAUCAUCCAAGGUCGGGGAUGGGGGCUCUGGGGGCCCUUCCAGAGUUAACAAUUAUGUUGCGGAUCACGAUUGCAUUCCAGCUUCAGGGUUUUCUUUGACUGUUGCGAAACCAAAGUCUCGGCUGUCGUACUUCAGUGGUCAUAUCGCACCACCGCAACAGCCCAGGGCCACGACCGUUUUUUUGUCCAGUGCUGUUCAACGCUCAGAGGAAUUACCUGUAGCUAGAAAUAUCGAAAUCUUAGAGUUUAAGCCAUUCAUCGAGACUGAGUCAUUUACAGAAAUUACAUCAGUCACAUCCAAGGAAGAGUUGGAUAAGCUGGAGGAAUUUCUCAGCAUUGAGAGCAACUUGCAGAGUAUGGUAAAAUGCAUAAGCAGCUUACUGACUACGGACGACGCAGCAAAUCGUUUCUGCGAAGCUCUUUAUAUUGCAGUUAAUGAUAAGUUUUUGAUCCAGUGUAGUUGGGGGGGUAGUGGCAAGGAUGGACCAAAGAUAGCUUUUAAUCGAUACGUAAAUUUGCAUAACUUUUUACGAAUUGUGGCAGAUGAAGGUAUAAACAGUCUGGAAUGGGCUGACUAUGAGAAGAUUUUAAGAUCUAAGCUGAAGCACGCUAAAAAUAGAUUACGCUUCAAAGAUAUGAGAAAAUCCUUCUGUAAAUUUAAACGGAAAUCCCAGUCAAUUGACCCAUUCUUCGAUACUGUGUCGCCUACGGAAAUUAUACCAGUCACGUCAAAGGAGGAGUUGGAUAGGCUGGAAGAAUAUCUCAACACUGAUAGCAAUAUACAGAGCAUGGUGGAACAGAAUGGUGUCCACAACUUGGAAAAGAAAGAGUUUGAGCAGAUAUUACGCUUGAAAAAUAUCACGCACAGUGUUUGUAGACAUAAACAUUCAAAUUCAAACAGUAUAUACCGCCACCGAGUAAUGAAUGCUUCAUCGACUAUGGAAAUUUCGCCGGUUAAAUCCAAGGAAGAACUGGAUAAGCUGGAAGAAUUUCUUAGCACUGAGAGUAAUAUGCAAAAUAUGGCAAAACACUUAAACAGUUUAGUUACAGCGCAUGACGCUGCAAUGCGUUUCUGUGGAGCUCUUUUUAUACUAGUUUGUGAUACGUUUUUAACCCAGUGCAGCUGGAUGGGUGGUGGUAAAAACGGGCCAAAGAUAGCUAUGCGACGAUACAUAAAGUUACAAAGCCUUCUUCGGCUUGUGGCAGAAGACAGUGUGAACAGUCUGGAAGGAAAGGAUUAUGAGAGAAUAUUGCGAUCAAAAAUUAAGAAUGCAAAGUGCAGAUUACGCAACAAAAAUAUCAGAAAACGCUUUUGUAAGUUUAAAAACCUCACCGUAAAUAUGAAAAGCACCGACGAAAGCAACUCACGGAACACAGUAAUCGAGACUGGGACAGUGAUAGAAAUAUCCCCAGUCAAAUCCAAGGAGGAGUUGGAUAAACUGGAGGAUUUUCUUAGUACUGAGAGCAACAUGCAGUAUAUGGUAAGACGCUUAAGCAGCUUACUGACUGCGGACGACGCAGCAAAUCGUUUCUGCGAAGCUCUUUAUAUUGUUGUAAGUGACAUGUUCUUGAUCCAGUGCAGUUGGCGAGGAGGUGGCCAAGGCGGGCCAAAGAUAGCUUUUAAUCGAUACGUCAAAUUGCAAAAUUUGCUACGAAUUGUGGCAGGUGAUAGUAUGAACAAUCUGGAAAUGGUUGACUGCGAGAAGAUUUUAAGAACUAGGCUGAAGCACGCCAAAAAUACAUUGCGAUUUAAAGAUAUGAGGAAACGGAUUUGUAGGUUUAAAAAGCGCGUUACCAACAGCUCAAAUAUCCACGGUGCUCAUUCCAUUGACCCAGUCUUCGAUUCUGGAUCGUCUACGGAAAUUACAUCAAUCAAAUCCAAGGAAGAGUUGGAUAAGCUGGAGGAAUUUCUCAGCAUUGAGAGCAACUUGCAGAGUAUGGUCAAAUGCAUAAGCAACUUACUGACUACGGACGAAGCAGCAAAGCGUUUCUGCGAAGCUCUUUAUAUUGCAGUUAAUGAUAAGUUUUUGAUCCAGUGUAGUUGGGGGGGUAGUGGCAAGGAUGGACCAAAGAUAGCUUUUAAUCGAUACGUAAAUUUGCAUAACUUUUUACGAAUCGUUGCAGACAAAGGCCUCAACAGCUUAGAAUGGGCUGACUAUGAGAAGAUUUUAAGAUCUAAGCUGAAGCACGCUAAAAAUAGAUUACGCUUCAAAGAUAUGAGAAGAAGCAAUUGUAGGUUUAAAAAGCGCGAUACAAACAGAUCAAAUAUUCACGAAAGCCUCUCCAGUAACCCUGUGUUGAACUCUGUGUCAACUUCAAACAUUUCACCAGAGACUAAAUCAACUACGGAAAUUUCACCGGAAGAUGGAUCGACUAUGGCAAUUUCAACAGUCAAAUCAAAGCAGGAGUUGGAUUGGUUGGAGGAAUUCCUCAACACUGACAACAAUAUGCAGAACAUGGCGAAACGCUUGAACAAGUUAAUGUGUGCACAGGGCGCUGUAAGCCGUUUUAGCGAAGCUCUUCAUAUUGUAGUUAGCAAUGAUCUUUUAGCCCAAUGCAGUUGGUUGGUUGAAGGUAAAUGCAGAACAAGGAUAGGUCUUCAAAAGUACGUAAAUUUGCAAGAUCUGCUACGACUUUUAGCAGAGGACAGUGUGCACACCCUGAGAAAAGCGGAGUUUGAAAAGAUGUUUAAAAUGAACAUAUCUGAUGCUAAACGCACUAAACGCUUCAAACAGAGCUGA
Messenger RNA from Anopheles marshallii, 3222 nucleotides. RefSeq lists its product as uncharacterized. The record is from RefSeq and is a predicted model, not a curated record. The transcript is spliced from 6 exons. Bases 1 to 3222 code for a protein of 1073 amino acids. NCBI's taxonomy places the organism in Eukaryota, Metazoa, Arthropoda, Insecta, Diptera, Culicidae.